AGGCCCAGUCCCCAGGUAAAACACCCGCAUGGCCACUGCUCAGAACAGCGACAUGGAUAGUAAUGGCUCUGAACAAGAUCCGGAAACGAAAGAAUAUUCUUCAGUUUAUGUUGGCAGAGAAGAUGACAUUAAAAAAUCUGAGAGAAUGACAGCUGUUGUUCAUGAUAGAGAAGUGGUAAUUUUCUACCACAGAGGAGAAUACCAUGCUAUGGAUAUUCGCUGCUAUCAUUCAGGUGGACCUUUACAUUUGGGAGAAAUAGAGGAUUUUGAUGGACGACCAUGUAUCGUUUGUCCCUGGCAUAAAUUCAAAAUUACUUUGGCAACAGGAGAAGGACUUUAUCAGUCUAUAAACCCUAAAGAUCCCUCCGCAAAACCCAAGUGGUGCUCCAAAGGAAUAAAGCAAAGGAUUCAUUCAGUGACAGUGGACAAUGGAAAUAUUUAUGUGACUCUUUCUAAGGACUCUGCUAAGUGUGACUCUGAUUUUUAUGCCACUGGAGAAUUCAAAGUAAUUCGGAGCUCUUCCUGACAAUUGAUGAUGUCUUCUGAUCAUUUAUAUAGCAAUUAAAAGUGCCAUGUGUGUUUACAAUGUUUUACUACUAAAUAUGACUUUUCCAAGAUAGACAUAUUAUUUAUUUUUUAAAACCAUACAAAUCUGAGGGGUUAAAAAGCACAUUAGAAUAAGUAUUAUCAUCAAGGUAUACCAAAUAUAUUUCAUUCAGG
This is a messenger RNA of Suncus etruscus (white-toothed pygmy shrew), 720 nucleotides long. It is a transcript of the gene RFESD, whose product is annotated as Rieske Fe-S domain containing. The coding region runs from base 29 to 526 and encodes 165 amino acids. NCBI's taxonomy places the organism in Eukaryota, Metazoa, Chordata, Mammalia, Eulipotyphla, Soricidae. Gene Ontology annotation, molecular function: 2 iron, 2 sulfur cluster binding. The transcript has 4 exons. The record is from RefSeq and is a predicted model, not a curated record.